AUGGCCAACAACAAUCCCUCGACCCAGAAGCCCGAAAUUGUUCUCGUGGACGACAACCGCGACGUGUCAGAUGACGUGCCCGAGAAGGCACCUCAUGCUCGGGUCAUUGAUUCGUUCCACGUCCUGGGUCUGACUGACGACGAUGUUCAUUUCUAUGAGAACUACACACCGGAACAGAGAAAGCGAACAAUGCGAAAAGUCGAUGUACGCUUGACUCCCAUGCUUGCGGUGUUGUACCUCAUCUCCCACCUCGACCGCUCCAAUAUUGGAAACACCAAGAUUGAGGGCAUAGACGUCGAUCUCGGAAUUAGCGGUAUUCAGUGGAACAUUGUCCUGUCCCUCUUCUUCGUCCCUUACAUCCUCCUCGAAGUACCCUCAAACGUUCUACUCAAGCGAUUCAAGCGUCCAUCUCUGUACAUGGGCAUACUGGUCACAACCUGGGGCGUUAUUAUGACCCUCCACGGAGUCGUCCAGAAUUUCGGCGGCCUCCUCGCUCUGCGCAUGCUUCUCGGCGUUUUCGAAGCCGGUUUCUUUCCUGGCGCUGUCUAUCUCUGCACUUUCUGGUACAUGCCACGAGAUCUGGCUUCGCGCAUUUCAUGGUUCUACUGCAUGAGCGCACUGUCUGGUGCCUUUUCGGGGUUGCUGGCCGCAGGUAUUGCGAAGAUGGAUGGCGUCGGCGGCUACGAGGGCUGGCGCUGGAUCUUCCUCAUUGAGGGUAUCAUUACCGUGGCACUGGGCAUCAUGACGUUCUUCUGCCUGGUAGACACGCCUGCGCUCAGUGGGAGAUGGCUUGACCCUGAGGAGAUUCGGUUCCUCGAGCUCCAGCACUUCAUCAAGCAGGGAGGACGAUUCCAAGAUGAGGCCAAAGAGGACAAGUACAUAUGGCAAGAUCUCAAGGCUUGCGUCCUCAAUUGGAGACUAUGGCUGGUGGCCUACAUCCAGUUCUGCCAAUCGGCCAUGAGCUACGGCACGAAAUUCAAUCUCCCGACCAUAACACGUUCGAUGGGCUUCGAAAACACACAGGCGCAAUUGAUGACAGCCCCUCCCUACGUCGCCGGCGCCAUCUCAUCCAUUGUGUUCUCCCAAUUCUCGGACCGCUACUACUGGCGGAUGCCUUUCGUCGUCAUCCCGUUCAGUUGCGUCUGCGUCGGCUUCAGCAUCAUGCUCGGUCUUCGCGGCAACUUUGAAAACCAGAUUGGUCCGUCCUACUUUGCCGCCGUCAUUGCAUGCAUCGGCAUCUACCCGGCCAUGCCGGCCGCCACGUCCUGGGCAGCGAACAACCUGGCGCCGGCGUCGCGCCGCGCCGUCGGCUUGGCCCUCAACAUUGCCCUGGGAAACAUGGGCGGUAUCAUGGGCAGCUACAUGUUCUUCGACUCGGACGCGCCCAUGUACAACACUGGGUUCGGUCUCAGCUUGGCGUUCGGCUUAAGCGGCCUGCUCAUGGCCUUCGCUGCUGAGGCUGCGUAUAAAUGGGGCAACAAGAAGAAGGAGGCCUUGUCGGAGGAGGAUAUCAGGGCUCGGUACACCCAGGAUCAGCUCCUGAAGAUGGGGGACAGGAGCCCCUUGUUCCGUUACACUCUUUGA
This is a messenger RNA of Verticillium alfalfae VaMs.102, 1584 nucleotides long. Its product is annotated as inner membrane transport protein yfaV. The record is from RefSeq and is a predicted model, not a curated record. Gene Ontology annotation, cellular component: membrane. The transcript is spliced from 3 exons. Gene Ontology annotation, biological process: transmembrane transport. Gene Ontology annotation, molecular function: transmembrane transporter activity. Bases 1 to 1584 code for a protein of 527 amino acids. Lineage: Eukaryota; Fungi; Ascomycota; Sordariomycetes; Glomerellales; Plectosphaerellaceae.